This is a messenger RNA of Coregonus clupeaformis (lake whitefish), 5559 nucleotides long. Its product is annotated as protein O-GlcNAcase. Gene Ontology annotation, molecular function: beta-N-acetylglucosaminidase activity. The record is from RefSeq and is a predicted model, not a curated record. The transcript has 18 exons. Lineage: Eukaryota; Metazoa; Chordata; Actinopteri; Salmoniformes; Salmonidae. Gene Ontology annotation, biological process: glycoprotein metabolic process. Bases 526 to 3285 code for a protein of 919 amino acids.
GUAAACAGGAAGAAUCUGCGGAAACUAGGGCUUAUCUAAAAGACUAAUAGAGAUAUUCACUGGGAAAAAUAUAUACUUUAUGAAUAGUAAAUGUAUUUUUUUAGUGUACAAGUAUGUCAACAAAUAUGCAAUAUUACAUGAUAUUAUUCUAAAUUCAGUAUUUUAGCACAGCGUUAGACAGCAUUGCCAUCAACGUUAGCCAACGAGCAAGCUAACGUUACCUAGCCAUAUUUUUUUGACAGAUUGACAACUGAAGCUAGCAAGCAUCUAGCUGUCGUUUCGUUUUACUAGAAAAUAGUUUGCAUUAAUCUAAUUUGGACAGACAAGUCGAGCAAUAUUUUUUGUACGCUGAGGCCUGUGAGCAACGGGUAUUAUUAGUAAACUACACGGUUCAUUUCCUCUCUCCUCCAAGUACUCGCGAUGGCCUAACCUAUCACCGGAAUUUCAGGUCAAACUCCCCUCUUGUUCAAACACAGUUUUUUUUCUCUCAACCCUGUCUGGUGCUACAACAGACCGUCUGUAGAAAUGGUUCAGAAAGACACGGCGGUGGUGGAGACGUCUCAAGUGGAGACUGUGGCGAGCCCAUGUUCGGGGCCAUCUGAGGCUGGUUCCGAAGCACCUGGCCUCGUGGAAGAACCGAUAAACAUCGGGGUGGAGCUUUCGGUCCGCAGGAAAUUCAUCAGUGGAGUCGUGGAGGGCUUCUACGGCCGGCCAUGGACAAUGGAACAAAGGAAAGAGCUGUUCAGGAGACAGCAGAAAUGGGGCUUGAACACAUACCUCUACGCUCCUAAAGAUGACUACAAGCACAGGAUGUUCUGGAGAGAGAUGUACUCAGUAGAAGAAGCAGAACAGCUGAUUACCCUGAUCAGUGCUGCAAAGGAGUAUGGGAUUGAGUUCAUCUAUGCCAUCUCCCCGGGCCUCGACAUCACCUUCUCUAGCCAGAAAGAAGUGUCCACACUCAAAAGGAAACUGGACCAGGUGACUCACUUUGGCUGCAAGUCAUUUGCCUUACUGUUUGACGACAUUGACCACAACAUGUGCCCCGCCGACAAGGAAGUGUUCAGCUCUUUCGCCCAUGCCCAGGUGUCCAUCACCAACGAGAUCUUUCAGUACCUGGGAGAGCCUGAGACCUUUCUCUUCUGCCCCACAGAGUACUGUGGAACGUUCUGCUACCCCAAUGUGGCCCAGUCCCCCUACCUGCACACAGUGGGAGAGAAGCUGCUGCCUGGUAUUGAAGUGCUGUGGACAGGUCCUAAGGUGGUAUCGAAAGACAUCACAGUGGACUCCAUAGAGGAGGUCUCUAAAAUCCUGAAGAGAGCUCCGGUAAUCUGGGACAACAUCCAUGCCAACGACUACGACCAGAAGCGUCUGUUCCUGGGUCCGUACAAGGGGCGCUCCACGGAGCUCAUCCCCCGCCUAAAGGGGGUUCUCACCAACCCCAACUGUGAGUUCGAGUCCAACUUCGUGGCCAUCCACACCCUGGCCACCUGGUACAAGUCCAACAUGAACGGAGUGCGCAAGGAUGUCGCCAUGACAGAUGGAGAGGACAGUACCUUGUCUAUCCAGAUCAAGCUGGAGAAUGAGGGCAGUGAUGAGGAGUUGGAGACAGACAUGUUGUACAGCCCUCAGCUGGCCCUGAAACUGGCCCUCACAGAGUGGCUGGGGGAGUUUUUGGUGCCUCACCAGUACAACAGUCGCCAGGUACCCCUCAGCGGAGCUAAGGGUUCAGCUAUUGACGUAUCAUCACAAGGCGCCUCCUCCCUCUGCUCUGGUACUACAGUCACUACAGUGUUCCAACAGCCCAUCAUGGCCCCCACAGGUGCCCCCGACCCCAACAACCACCCCACGGCCAAGAGUCUACAUCAACAAGAGGUGGAGGAGCUGGCUGUUGAGAAGGAGUGUGACGAAGAGCCCAUGGAGAUGGUUGUGGAGAAACUAGAUGAGACGGGCCCAGAACCAGACCCUGUAGCAGAGGCUGAAACUGAGACCAAGAACAGCCUGGUCCUUUUAGACAACAUGGUGGAGGAGCUGAAGCCCAUGGACACAGACAGGGAGGUCCUAGUUCCUGAGUCCAGGUCUCCAGAGGAGGACGUUGACAUGGCCCCCAUGCAGACAGACGAACAGCUCAAACAGGAUGUUUUUGUGCCUGGUCCCGAUGAGAAGGCAUUGUACACGGCAGAGCCUCUUUCUCUGGAGGACCUGACCCUGCUAGCUGAGCUCUUCUACCUGCCCUAUGAGUACGGACCCAAGGCCCUGCACAUGCUCAAGGAGUUCAAUUGGCUACGGGCCAACUGCAGCACCGUCAGCGUCAACUGCAAGGGCAAGGAGCCAGAGAAGGUAGCGGAGUGGCAGUCCCGGGCGGUGAAGUUUGAGGAGAUGUGUUGUUCGGUCAUCCAGAUGUUCACCAGGCUGUCUAACUCAGCCAACCGCACCAUCCUUUACGACCUCUACCCCUACAUCUGGGACAUCAAGAGCAUCAUGUCCAUGGUCAAGUCCUUUGUCCAGUGGCUAGGGUGCCGUAGUCAGGCCACUGCACAGUUCCUUAGUGGAGACCAAGAGCCUUGGGCCUUUAGGGGCGGUCUAGCAGGAGAGUUCCAGAGAUUCUUGCCGAUCGAUGGGGCAAACGAUCUUUUCUUCCAGCCUCCCCCCGCACUGCCAACAUCCAAAAUCUAUUCCAUCAGGCCCUGCUAUCCUAAAGAUGAGCAUGCAGUGUAUAAGAUCUGCAGAGAGAUGUACUCUGAAGGAGUUGAGGAACUGCCCUUCUGUGGAGAGGAGCCAGACCUCAUAGGAGACAGGUUAGUAGGAGGGUUCCUGAACCUGAGUCCAGACUAUGGGUUUGUCCUGGAGGAUGAGGAGGGGAUCUGUGGUUACGCUCUAGGCACCGUGGACGUCAAGCCCUUCGUCAAGAAGUGUAAGAUGAGCUGGAUCCCCUCCAUGCAGGAGAAAUACAACAAGCCUGACUGCCAGAAGGACCUCUCUGAGGCUGAGAAGAUGAUGUUGAGUUUCCAUGAGGAGGAGGAGGGCCUCCCAGAGUCAUUCCUCUCCAACUUCCCGUCCCUCAUUAAGAUGGACAUCCAUGCCAAGGUCAUCGAUCCCAGCGUGGCCAAGAGCAUGAUGGGAUGCCUGCUCUCCUCCCUCAAGGCCAAUGGUUCCAUCGGUGCGUUCUGUGAGGUGCGUCAGGCAGACAAGAGGAUGAUAGACUUCUACAGUAAGCUGGGCUGCUUCGAGGUCGCCAAGAUGGAGGGCUUCCCCAAAGACAUCAUAAUAAUGGGCCGCAUCCUCUGAGGACAACGACGUCAUCACGGGACGCAGCUUCUGAGACCCAAGCAACCACGGAGCUGUGUAGAGAGCUUCAGUCAUCUGGGCUAAGGAUAACUGUCUGUUACCUUUACAAAACUACCAAUACUUGACGAUUUUAUACUUCAACCACCUGGACUAGACAAGGCUAGAGGCAUCCCAUUUUUUAGAUAGUGUUCAGAAACACAGCAGCUUGUACAGAUUCACUGUGCUGCCGCUAGAGGCCCAGAGCUCUGCCGGAUUGAAACAGAAUCCAAAACUGUAAGAGCCACAGUAGUCGUCUGCAGCCCUGUAAAGCCGUGUGUAUUUAUGGCGGACGAUUUCCCUCCGUCAUUGGUCUCCAGAAUGGAGUGGCAGUGGCUGAUCCCCAUGCGGCUGCAGGAAGUAGGAGCUGGUCAGGUGCCAUCCGCUCCCAUUAGCCUUUCAGACCCUGUGACCUGACUGUCAGCAGCUGAAUGGGGGUCCGUCUGUCUCUCACAGUCAGGGGGUGUAUUUAGAUACUGCUGCAUCUCAAAUUGCACCCUAUUCUCAAUGUAACACAUUACUUUUGUCUGGUUGAAGGUAGUGCAGUGUAGCGAGAAUAAGGAGUGAUUAGAGACUUGGUCGUAUAUCCUGACACUGCACUCUGGUUAGGCCUAGCUGACAGGGGGGGAAGUUGGGGGGAAAAGGGGCCUUUAAAAAAAAAAGGGGCCUCUUUUGAACAGGUGGUCCCCCUAGCUUACUGAGUAAAGAGUGGUUUAUGCUUCCACCUAUACUGUAGAGUUUUCAACUCCCGAGUAUGAAAAAACAUUUGUCUCUUUGUGGUGUGUUACAGGUUCCUCAAUAGUUUACUUAAACAGUGUCAGACAUGCAGAGGAAAGCAUAUGUUGGAGUGUUCAAGGAGACUUCUGGAGACUUUAGUAGAUAGUUGUUUUCUGGAAACCCACCUGAGUAGAAAUGGAUAACCUUGAAGAUGUGGAAGUGGUCACGUAUGUUUCCACUCACUAAAAACAUGGUUCUCAGUCUAUUCCUUUAACUCUUUGCUUUUGGCCAUGCUUUUUUACAGUACUUUUUUAUGUUUGUAUAUUGCUUUUCUAUUGCCUUUUGGUUAAUUGCCUUUCAAUAUGAUUUUUGUACCUGUGGAUAUCUCCAAGGGGCCUAUUGCGCUGUACUGCAGAUCACAGGUGAUUAUCAUGCACUCUUAUCUACUGUCAAUCCACCUGACUAAUACAUAAGGGAACAUGAGAAUGUGUGCGUUCAUUUUAGCUUGCCCGGUGCCCUGGGUGGUCUCAAAUGGGCAAACUCCGCCCUCCCGGUGCACGCUAAAACGAACAUACCUUGCCUCAAAGGUGGGCCAUCUGCUCUAAAAUGUCUCUAGAUUUUGUCACUAAUCCAGUGCUCUGGCUCUUAAACCAAGAGAGGUGCCUAAUCUCAAUCGUUUUUCUAAUGUGAAAAUAGGCCAAAACAGUUUAGAUGCUUCAGCACUCCUGCUAUAAUACAGCUGCUCUAUUUCUCAACUUCAUUAGAUGCGCUGAGGAACAUUAGCCACUAACCUAAUUCUUAUCCAGGAGGACAGAAUAGAAAGAUACUAUGUAGAACAGAUGUGAUUCCAUGGCAAGCAGAAUGAGGAACCAUUUUGGCUGUGUACACCACAUUUCUAUCUGCAACACCAUACAACAUUGCACCCACUUGAAUAUCAUGCUACUGAGAGGCUGCUCUUCUCCUGGUUAGGACACUACCUACAUAGACAUGUCAAUUCAAACAUGCUGUUAAAGGAAUAUGAAAAUAAGACAAAUGUAUUUGGUUACCUAAUUUUGUCUUCUGCCUUUUGUAUUUUCUCAACGGGCACAAUCCUGAAUGUUUAUAAUCAGUCUAAACAUUUAACUAGUUAGAUUGCAGUCCUUUUAGUCUGCUCUAUUCAUCCAACCCAUCACCCUCUGGACUAGUAUUAUUCUGUGGUGGACAAGUAAGUACGUUUCCCAGAGAGAAUAGCAACAUGUAUCCUCCUAGUUCUCCACUGGUAUUGAAUGAUUUACUUUUUCUUAAGUAUAUAACAUCAGAUAUUUUGUCAUUGCUUGUGCUAUUUUGAAGAUUCCUUUUUUUCCUGCCUCUGGUGAUUUUGAAGGUAUAGCUGCAAUUGAAAGUGCUUCAAUUGUAGGCCUACAUUGAUGAUACAUACAUUGACAUUGUUAGUUUUUUUGGUGGGGAGGCAUUUAUUGAUAAAAAUGUACACUUUGUAUGUAAACGGAAAGUUGUGGUUAAUAAACAAUGAACCCAUGAAAA